Molecule: messenger RNA, 4636 nt
Organism: Synchiropus splendidus (mandarinfish)
Lineage: Eukaryota; Metazoa; Chordata; Actinopteri; Syngnathiformes; Callionymidae
Gene: srebf1
Product: sterol regulatory element binding transcription factor 1
Exons: 19
Coding region: 195-3716 (1173 amino acids)
Biological process (GO): regulation of transcription by RNA polymerase II
Cellular component (GO): nucleus
Molecular function (GO): RNA polymerase II cis-regulatory region sequence-specific DNA binding; protein dimerization activity; DNA-binding transcription factor activity, RNA polymerase II-specific
Source: RefSeq, a predicted model, not a curated record
CUGACAAGGCUUCGGUGUGUUUGGCUCGGUGCUUGACAAGUUUCACGGCUAUCAUGGAGGGAGCAAUGGAUACUUUGUGAACGGGAUCUACCGGCGCCCCGGAUGUAGCCUCGCGGAAAGAACCACACAUUCUUUCAGACAUAUAUUUCUAACUAGCAAAGAUUGCGUACAACUGCCCGGACGAAGCAGGAAAGAUGAAUAACAUGUCGUUUGACGACCCUUCGCUGGAUACGCUGGAUGCAGCGCUGUCUCUGAAUGACCCCAGCGAUAUCGACACAGCCCUCCUUAGCGAUAUUGAUGACAUGCUGCAGCUCAUCAACAACCAGGACAUGGAGUUUGGAGGAAUAUUUGACAACCCUCCAUAUUCGACUCCUGUCCCAAAUCAGGAUCUGUCACUUCUCUCUCAGUCUUUGACAUCUGCUUCAUCCUCGUCUGUCGUCACCACGACCCCACCGCCGUCUACUUCAUCGAUUCUAAGCAGCAGCCCACACCUGGAUGCACUCUUGGGCCCCCCCAUCACUCGCAGCUCCUCUACACCAGACAAGGCUUUCCAGCCUCCCACAUUCCAGCAGUCCCCGCUGUCACAGGUGUCAAACUCUGCAUUGAGACUGCAGCCUGUCUCCCCUCCACCUGCACAGAGUCUCAAAACACCCAAGGAACAACCCAAGUCCAUUCCAAGUCAAUCAUCUCCUCCCCAAGCAGCUUCGCCAAAUGCUUCCCCAAAAUCCAACCCGGUAUUCAGCUCUACACCGCAAGCCCUCUUUACGACUACUGCACCCCAGAUCCCCCCACAACCUCAACCACAGAUUACUCUUCAAAACCAAGCUCAGCCGCAGCAAAUCGUGAACACCUACAACGCCAAAAACAACUUCACAGUCACUGUUAGCCAGCCGUCCAUCACCCCGUCAUCAUCUCCUCCAAGUGUUCAGCCAGUUGCCAUCCAGACGACUCUACAAGGAUUAACCAACCCUUCCCCUAUUCUCAACACAUCAGGAAGCCCGCCACCACAAGCGAUUGCACCUCAUAUACAGCAAGUUCCUGUGCUGUUGCAACCCCAGUUUAUCAAAGCUGAGUCUCUCUUGUUGACCACCCUUAAACACGACCCCUGUAUUGUUAGCACCGGAGCCUCGACCACAUCGCUGGCCACUACGUCCCCAGUACAGAGCACGUCGCUGCAGGCUUUCAUGGGCGGUGGCACCAUCCUGACCACUGUCCCCGUUAUGGUGGAUGCAGAGAAGCUACCGAUCAACCGCAUCGCGAUCAGUGGGAAGCCAACUGGCGUGCCCAAGGGGGAGAAACGCACCGCUCACAACGCAAUUGAGAAGCGCUACCGCUCCUCAAUCAAUGAUAAAAUCCUGGAACUUAAAGACCUUGUAGCGGGAACGGAGGCCAAGCUCAACAAGUCUGCUGUUUUGAGGAAAGCCAUUGACUGCAUUCGCUACCUGCAGCAAAGCAAUCAGAAACUGAAACAGGAAAACAUCGCUCUUAAAAUGGCUGCACAAAAAAACAAAACACUGAAAGACCUGGUUGGCAUGGAAGUGGAUGCACCGGCAGAUGUGAAGACUGAGCUCCCCACACCACCAGCAUCCGAUGUGGGCUCCCCGACAUCAUUUUCGCACAGUGACUCUGAACCAGAUAGUCCGAUGGUGGAGGACACUAAGCCCUCUGUGCCCAUGUUGACGACUGGAAGCGGCGCUGGAGGCAUGCUGGAUCGUUCUCGCAUGGCUCUAUGCGCCUUCACCUUCCUCUUCCUGUCUCUCAAUCCUCUGGCUGCUCUGUUUUGCUCCUCCUCCAGCAGCAGUUCAGCAAGCGGUGCAGCCCCUGCCCAUCCGGCAGGCAGGAGUGUUCUGGGCUUGGAUAUUGCUGCUGACUCGUGGGGCUGGAUGGACUGGAUGUUACCUACUCUACUGGUUUGGCUUCUGAAUGGGAUUCUGGUGUCCGGGGUUCUGAUCCGACUGCUUGUGUAUGGAGAACCAGUCACCCGACCACACUCUGGUACUUCAGUCUUGUUCUGGAGGCAUCGAAAGCAGGCGGACCUUGACCUUGCUCGGGGUGAUUUUGCACAGGCCAGUCAGAACUUGUGGACUUGCCUUAAAGCACUCGGGCGACCUUUACCCACAUCUCAGUUGGACUUGGCCUGUGCUGCUCUCUGGUCCCUGCUCAGGUUCUGCCUGCAGCGGGUUUGGAUUGGACGUUGGCUGGCUGCAAGGGCCGGAGGACUGCGCUCUGACCGACCCUUGAAGGAGGACGCGUGUAAAAGCAGCCGGGAUGCUGCCCUGGUGUACCACCGGCUUCAUCAGCUCCACAUGACAGGAAAGCUGAAUGGCAGCCACCUGUCUGCAGUGCACAUGUCACUCAGUGCGGUGAACCUGGCAGAGUGUGCAGGCUCCUGCCUGCCCGUGGCCUCUCUGGCUGAGAUCUACGUUUCUGCUGCGCUCAGAGUCAAAGCCAGUUUACCCAGAGUUCUCCACUUCACAUCUCGCGUGUUUCUGAGCAGUGCCCGUCAAGCCUGCCUCUCAUCCAGUGGGAGUGUUCCCCCAGCGAUGCAGUGGCUCUGUCACCCACUGGGUCACCGCUUCUUUGUUGAUGGGGACUGGGCCAUUCGCAGUACCCCGAAGGAAAGCAUAUACAGCCAAGCUGGCAAUACUGUCGAUCCCCUGGCUCAGGUGACUCAGGCCUUCAGAGAGCACCUCCUGGAAAAGGCUCUGUAUUGCGUGGCUCAACCUCGGGGAGAAAAAAGUCCCAGCAAGGGCGACGGCGAAUAUGCAGAUGCGCUGGAACAUCUCCAACUGCUGAUCAGCGCUUCGGAUGCUGCUGGUGCGACAUCACAGUCCUUUGCCAUCGGCUCCAACAUGGCAACUGUGACCGGCUGCGACCCCCACUCAAAGUGGUGGUCCUCGGUUGCCGUGGUGAUCAUCAACUGGCUGCAAGGCGACGACACCGCUGCCGAGCGGCUGUAUCCGACCGUGGAGCAUCUUCCCAGAACCCUUCAAAGCGCAGAGAGUCUACUGCCCAAGGCGUGUCUGAACACAUUCAGAGCUGUGCGAGCUCUGCUUUCGAAGCCGGAGAACUGCCAGCUGAGUCUGAGCUUCAGCGACAAAGCAAGCAUUCUGCUGCGCGACAGCCUCAACCUGGGGCCGCACAGCCACAGCUCCAGUUUAGACAAGGUUGUCCAGCUGCUGGUGUGUGACCUGCUUUUGGUGAUGAGGACCAACGUGUGGAGGCUGCAGCAGCAGGGAGCCAGUCCUCCGGGGACAGGGUUGACAGGAACGAGUGGUCCUGCAAGCAUCCACCAGGCGUCUCCUCCAGAGCUUCAAGGCUUCCAGCAAGAUCUGAGUUCACUCCGAAAACUGGCACACAGUUUUAGACCUGCCAUGCGAAGAUUAUUCCUUCAUGAAGCGACAGCCCGGCUCAUGGCUGGGGCCAGUCCCACCAGAACACAUCAGCUGCUGGACCGCUCGCUGCGGCGCAGAGCCACACCCGGAGCCAAGACAGAGGAGUGUGAGGUACGGCCCGGCCAGCGGGAGCAGGCGGAGGCAGUGAUGCUGGCGUGUCGCUAUCUCCCCCCCUCCUUCCUGUCAGCUCCCGGCCAAAGGGUGGGCAUGUUGGCAGACGCUGCCCGCACCCUAGAGAAGCUGGGAGACAAGAGGACCCUCCACGACUGCCAGCAAAUGAUCAUUAAGCUGGGGAGCGGCACCACCGUCACCAACAGCUAGACAGACGAGCGAGGGACUGUGAAGCAGCCGUGAACGCUGUAUAUAAUACGACACUGUUGACUCAUGAAAGCAAACAAUCUCAUUUUGGCUUUACGUCAUCACCAACCCAAUAUCAGAAAGGAUCAUAGGAUGUGUGUUGAUGCCCUGCUCUGCCGACGUUUGGCCACCAAGAGGCGCCAUCGCAGCCUCAUGUGAACUGUUUGUGUGGCACAUGAAGCAUGAAAGAUGUGUACUGAAUUAACACAGUACAGUCCCGCCCACCUUAUUCUGAUGUGGAAGCACUUCUGAGAUGGCGCAGUGACUAGGAGCGUUCUGAUUGGCUGCUUCAACAGUUCAUAUUUUGCGAUGACCAAACCCGCUUUGGUCCGACUGUGUUUGUGAAGUGGGCAGCCAUUUUUGCCUCCCCCCCUUCCAGCAACCACAGGUCAUAUCUGCACUAGGCCUGUGAGGCUCAUUUCAAUGGUAACGUUAUAGCUUUAUCAUAUUAUUUUCCUAGAAGUUGUUUUUUUGGUGUGUACAUACUUCAAAAUGUAUUUAUAACCUGUAAAUCUUUUGACGAAUCUUGCUAACAUUUUAUAGUUUUUGGCAAAGGUCCCAAAAAUUCUAGAACUUGUCAAAAUGUAAAUUUAAUAUGUAAUAACGGUUGCAUCUGCUGCAACAGUGUCCAUGUUGGGCAUUGCAACAUUGCGCUAAGGCUCACUUUUGUUGUAUUAUAUUGCUAAAAUGUACACAAUUACAUAGUCAUUGGAGUUCAUUAUAUUUCUAAGAUGAAUUUCAGUCAUUUUAAAGAAACCCUCAGCAGACUUUGAGUUUCAAAAUGUGUGUAUACUGUUUCAAAACCAUUUUUCUAGUUUGAAAGACGGAUCAUCCAUUUGUUCUUUUUUGUCUUUCUAGAAUGUAAAUAUUAAACAUUUUUUAAG